UUGUAGAUGUACACGAUAAGAGAAUAGUGUUAUGAGGAAAGUGUCGUGCUAUGAGACCUUUGUGAGGAACCAUGUGAUGAAUGGAGUGAGGACCUGGACUUGAAGGAUGUAGGUGUAGUGAGGGUCUUCAAUGACUACUCUCAGGCAGCGUCCAUCUCGGAACACACAUUCCACUACUCUUGUGAGUCUAUAAGUGUAUAAAAAAAUCUGUGUAUUUUGAUAAAGAUUGAAAAACAUAAAUUAGUGGAAUUUGGUGACGUUUACAAAAUUGUGGUGAAAGUCAUUAUAUGCCGUGACAAAUUAUUUAAGAUGUAAAUAAUGUGUUAAAAGUUUUGCUUGAAAAUUCAGUAAGAUAAAAAUCAUUUGUGGUGGGAGUGUAAAAGAGAGUAGAGUGGCGGGUAGUGCAGCGUCUUAGCGUGCGUGGCGAGCUCCUCCUCCAGACACGCUGGAGUCCAGCCUCAACACUCAGCCACUUUAGAAAAGUAUUGUGCAUUUAGUAUUUCCGAGACGCGAGGAACGAACCCUCCCAGCGACCAUUACUGGAGCCUUCCUGGGCAGCCGGUGACUUCCUCAGUAGCAGGUGCUCCUCCCCAGCUGUUCACACCCAAAGUGGCUGACUGCUAGUGUGUGUGUGUGUGUGUGGCGACCAGUGGCAGGGGCAGCAGCAGCAGGAGGCCGGGGUCAUGGCUCGGUGACGGGGAGGCAGGGAGAGAGGCCAGCACACACUACUGCAGGAGGAGGAGGAGGCUGGCAGGCGGCCGACGACAGAUGAGCAGCAGCAGCAGCAGCAGCAUGACGCCGUCGUCGGUGGGUGGUGGUGGUGACGGGGAGGUGCGGGUCUCACGGGUGCUCUUCACCAUGCGCUGGCGCUUCAUGAGCCAGAUCCUGCUCGCCCUCCCGGUCGUCGGCAUGUUCAUCUGCCUCAUCACCUCCGUCAUCUUCCACUCCGACCACAUCAACAACACUAUAUGCAAGGUGUACAACUUCCUGCCGAGCAUCAGUGCGGUGACGGGCGUGUCCCCUCAGCGGUACCUGUGGAGGGUGGCCGUGGCUCUCCACAUCUCCCCCAGGCUGCUGGUGGCCUGGGUGGCCCGGGCCUACUACACGGGCCUGGCCGCCCACGUCCCCGCCGCCCGCCGCCCAGCCUACCUCACCCUGGUCGCCGCAGCCUUCUACCUCAACCUGACGGAGCUCGCCACGCUCUGUGGGGUCACCUACAUCUCCAACAAAGAGAAUUACCCUGUGCACGAGAAGCUGUUCACGCUGUUCAUGCUGGUGUCGCUGGUGUACAUGCUGUGCGUGAUCCGGGUGGUGCGGGCCGUGCGCCACACCCUCUCGCCCAGGCUGCUCCGGUCCUUCGCCCAGAAGAAGUGGCUCUUCGCCAUCAAGCUGGCCUCCACCGGCGGCCUCCUCUUCUUCUUCUGGCGCCACCGUGUCUACUGCCAGCCCAUGGCGUUCAGCUGGUUCUCGCUGUGUGAGUACAUCAUCGCCACCUGCAACAUGCUCUACCACGUCAGUGUCGCCCUCGACUUCUCUGAUGAGCACCUCAUCGUUGGUCAUGUCAUCACCGCCACCUCGCCCUCGGCCUCCGUCUCCUCCUUCCCCACCACCGCCUCCUCCUCGCGUCACCACUCCGCCUCCACGCCCACCACCAACACCUGUGACACUCUAGCCACUUGUGAGGGCGGCGUCGACACCCCGCCCACCAGGAAUGGUCGCCUCGAUGAACUGGUGUUGGGCGGCAGUGCGGCGGUGGGCGGCUCCCAGGCCCUGGCUGCCGUCCUUGGCAAAGUGGUGCCCAUAGGCAAGUGUGAUGGGGGAAUGGGAGGAGGAGGAGGCACGGGCGGGGGCGAUAGUGGGGGUGUGGGCGCGGAGAGCGAGGCCACGCCCACCGUGGUUCACCAGGUCCUCAACACCAUCCACGAGGGCGCCGAGCCCACGCCUGCGCACACCUGCCUCAACGGUCCUGCCGACCCAGAGUCCGCUCUGGUUCAGCGGAGAACCGGUUCUUCACUCAGUUCUAGCCCCCUGCCCAUCGAUGCCCAUCUUUCCACCCACUCCCACAUGGAUUAGUGAAAGUGAGCAAAGGACUCCGCCCAUAACUAGUGGGUGGUAGGAGUGGGCCACACCCACAUUACUGUUAUCACCGCCCACACCCCGUGGAACUAAUCCCACAAGGGUGUUACUUUGUUACAUUCUGUGAAAAUGGCUCUGGAAUGGCAUGUGUAAGAGGGCAGUGUGUAUAAUGGAGUUGUAACAGGUGGUCCACAACCUGGGCAGCCUCACCUGGCCACCAACCACUCCUGGUGACCAACAAAGCCCUCGUAGCAUGCAGAAACAAUUUGUUAUCACAAGUUAUGUAGUGAAUAAACUGCUGAUUUGUAGUUAAAAUAUGUCGCAAGUAACAAAAAUGUUCCUCAAGACUUUGAGUGAUUUCCAUAGCCUGGUGCUAUUGGGCUGAGAUCUUGUGUCUUACUUGGUUGGUUCAAGGAGACAACCUUGGAAAAUCCAACAGAACCUGGCACAACACAUACGCCUUGUAUAUGGGACUGACUGUAGAGCCUUACGUCUCUUAUUUGAUGUAGUGCAUUUAGUAAUGGUAUAUUUCUGCACUCGUCAGUAUAAAAAUUACAAAUGAACUUAUAAUUAUAGUUGACAAUGAAAAAAUAAUUAAAGAGCAGCUUCGACCAAAUUGCCUUAAACUAUCGGACCAUAAUUGAUAAAGUAAAAGUUUAGCAAGACAUGCCUACUCCAGACUGGGGCUCUGGUGGCUACGAGGCUACCACAGCCGCGUUCUCCAUCUCUGCGCCCCAUACUCUAGUCAGCCGCAUUCUCUAUCUCUGUGCCUCAUUCUAGUCAGC
This is a messenger RNA of Procambarus clarkii (red swamp crayfish), 2861 nucleotides long. NCBI's taxonomy places the organism in Eukaryota, Metazoa, Arthropoda, Malacostraca, Decapoda, Cambaridae. The record is from RefSeq and is a predicted model, not a curated record.